This is a messenger RNA of Phlebotomus papatasi, 3706 nucleotides long. RefSeq names its product pantothenate kinase 3 (gene fbl). Bases 1521 to 2861 code for a protein of 446 amino acids. Gene Ontology annotation, biological process: coenzyme A biosynthetic process. Gene Ontology annotation, cellular component: nucleus; cytosol. Gene Ontology annotation, molecular function: ATP binding; pantothenate kinase activity. The transcript has 5 exons. The record is from RefSeq and is a predicted model, not a curated record. Lineage: Eukaryota; Metazoa; Arthropoda; Insecta; Diptera; Psychodidae.
CCAAUUCAAUGAAUGGAUGUUGAAAGUUUUGUUGUCGCGUGUUUCUCUUGUGUGUAUAAUACGCGAAUUGCUCGCCCCACUAUCGGAUGACACUCUUCACCUCACGAUGGGCACGAAUAUUUAAUUCACUCGACUUUUUGUUCCAUCAGCGUUUUGCUGAUUUGGAAACAAAGUGCGAAAACCGUCGAGUGUGUAUAUGCGUCCGAUCGUCAAAUGGGGAGUUGAGUGCGAUCGUCAGUUUGGUCAGAACUUUCCAUGUGGUAGCAUCUGAAAAAUUUUGUACUGGAAUUUUUACUUGGAUUUUCAGUGAUUGCACGUGAAUUAUUGCUUCUUUCGAGGGGAAAAUAAAAUAUUUUUGUGCUAAUAUAGUGAAUUUUUUUUUUAAAAAUUUUUCCUCAACGCACAAUAUAUUCCAAGAUCAGCAUUUUGAAUUUUUGGUAUUGACAGUUUGUUUUAUAAAAAGGAGAAAAUUGUUUUUUGGAAUUUAAGGUGGAACUGAAGAAAUGUGAUGAAUUUUUGCCAAGUGUUGAAGAUACAUUAUUGUUGUAAAAGAAAGUAAAAGACGGUUUCAUAACUACCAGCCUGAUUUUUUUUUGUUUCUCUGUUCACCCAACAAACCUCACGCAAAAGAAGCUCGCUCGAAUUAAUAAAAAGUGUGGCAUAUAUAAUAAUUUUGUGCGGAGGAGAAAAAAGUGCUUAAUGUUGCGAUAAGAUUACUUGGAGGAAUUGUGAAAAAUCUCACUGUUUCUGAGCAAGGCACAAUAUCAGACAUGGUAAACAUGAUCAUGUCCAAAAUUGACACCUUCAGCCACUUAUAAAUACAGUUUUUGAAUGAAGAAAUACUGUAAAAAGUGUGUGAAGAUCACCUGGGAAUUCCCACAAGGCUCAAAGUGAAGACUCUGCUGUAGAGGGACCUCUAAAAGACCAAUUUGUUGAGAUACUCUGGCAGAAAUUGCGCCAAAUUUGCACAAAACUGCAUUGACCUUAAUAGAUGAAUUUUUUUUGGAAGCACGAUUAAAUCGUAUGAUCGCGAGUAACACAUUGAACUCGAAGUUGGAAAAAAAAGAGAGACGGAAAAGUCAGCAAUUUCCUGAGUAUUACAAAUAAAAAAAAAAAUAAAACAGUGCAUAGAAGUUUUCCGGAAAGACAUUUCUCAAUAAGUGUCCUCUGAGUAAAGUCAGUGAGAUGAAAAUUCAAUGACUAAAGUGCACGAGAGAGUGUCAAACUCCAACUAAAGACCCGAUAACCUUCUGAUUAGAACAGCACGUUUUUGUACAUUUUAUUAAAGAGUCAUCUCGGCCAGAUCAAUCAGUAAAACCCCUAAAGUCAUCGGGUAUCUCUAUCAGACUGAUCGAUGGGCUUUUGAAGUGUAACGAGUGGAGAGACUUACGGGAAAGGGUGACAUAAAUUCACCCCAGAGUCAAGGUAUUGACCUCAGAAAGACAGUAAGAAGUGAAAUUCAAGAGAAAUUCCACAAUUGACGUCCGGAAUAGCGGAAAUUGUUAAGAGAGUAUAGAAAAAUGCCACAUAGAUCAAAAGUUAGAUGUUUGGUCAGAGGAGGAAGAAAGCAAAGACGAAGAAAGGGAAGGACUGUGGCAGCUGGAAGUUGGAUUCCAGAAUAUUUCGAGAUUGUAGAGGAAAAGGAAACACUUAAAGAUACCAAAGAAGAUGAUGAUUUUGGAGAGAAGGAUUCAGGCUAUGAAGAUUGGGAUUUGUCCAUGCCAUGGUUUGGAAUGGAUAUCGGUGGAACUCUAACUAAAUUGGUGUACUUUGAACCUAAAGACAUUACACCCGAUGAAUUGGAUCAAGAAGCAGAAAUUUUGAGGAAUAUUCGGCGGUAUCUUACAAAGCAUUCAGCUUAUGGCAAAACAGGCCACAGAGAUGCACAUUUACAGAUGGACAAUGUUGAGAUUCGCGGGAGACGCGGAUCACUGCAUUUUAUCCGGUUUCCCACGUCAGAGAUGGGAAAUUUCCUGACACUGGCUAAGGCCAAGGGCAUGGCACAACUUGUGACGACAGUUUGUGCAACAGGAGGUGGUGCCUUUAAGUUUGAGAAGGACUUCAAGGAGCAGGUGAACAUGAAAUUGGCCAAAUUCGAUGAACUGGAUGCCCUCAUUAAGGGACUCCUCUUCACGGAAUAUAACAAUCUCAAUGAGUGCUAUUACUGGGAAAAUCCCGCAGAUAUCAUUAAGAGCGCCAAGAGGCGAUAUGACUUCUCCAUGCCCUAUCCCUUCAUCCUCGUAAAUGUGGGAUCUGGCGUUUCGGUGCUGACGGUACGUGGUCCAGACGAUUACCGUCGGAUAUCGGGUACCAGCCUGGGUGGUGGAACAUUCCUGGGCCUCUGUUGUCUCCUCACAGGCUGCCAGACCUUUGAGGAAGCCAUUCAGCUGGCCACAAAGGGGGACCACAAGAAGGUGGACAAAUUAGUUAAGGAUAUCUAUGGUGGCGACUACGAGAGAUUCGGCCUGCCAGGGGAUCUGGUGGCGAGUAGCUUUGGACAGAUGAAUUCACGCGAGAGACGAGCAAGUGUGUCCAAAGAAGACCUAGCCAAUGCUACUCUUGUCACCAUCACCAAUAAUAUCGGUUCCAUUGCCAGAAUGUGUGCCAGCAACGAAAAGAUCGAUAGGGUGGUUUUCGUGGGAAAUUUUCUGCGCGUGAAUCCCAUUUCGAUGAGAUUGCUGGCCUUUGCAAUGGAUUACUGGUCCAGGGGUACACUGAAAGCUCUAUUUCUCGAGCACGAAGGCUACUUUGGGGCUGUGGGGUGCCUCCUGCAGUUCAAUGGCGAGCUCAUGAGUGGCUCCUUUUGCAACGACAACCACGAAUCGUCGAGCGCAACAGAAACAGGCUCAGAGGUUGAAUAGAGAACAAUUUCAACUGGCACAAAACUUCCCGCCGACGAUCCGGCCAGAGACUGUGAAUUUAAUUGUAGGGCGACAAUUGAAAGGUAAGAGAGAGAGAGAGAACGUGUGAGAGGAGAAUAGGCAACAAGAACUAUUUUAAUUAACGCAAAGUUCAAUAUCCAGCAAUAUCAGAUUUUUUCCCUCUUUCAAUUUUUUCAAACAAUUUAAGACUUUCGUAAAAAAAAAAUAUCUCGCUUCUGAAAUGUUGAAAAUGUGAAAUCUUAUCUCAGGUUUCUUUAUUAGCUCGAAGAAAAAUGUUUAAAGAAAAACCAUGCACCAAAAAAAAAACAAAGAGAUGAUAAACUGCUCAGAAUUGCACAAAAUUCUUUUUAAAAAAAAAUUAUACAUAUAUUGCGUUAGAGGAGUUGAACAGGAAAUCUUUCCAGUGUGAGUGAUGAAGAGAUGAAUAUCUCUAAAAAGGUAUAUUUAUCAAGUUCUUAGAAUAAAAUAAGGAAUAAUGGCGUAAACAAAAAAAAAGAAAUUCUUUUGUACGAUUGCAAAUCGUUUGGUAUAAUUUCCGAAAACGAAUAAAAUUCUUAGCCCGAUGAAGUAACUAGAUCAAAUAUAUUUUUAUUAUUUUCCUUAAUCAUUUAUAAUUUUUUUUGUAAUGUUAUUCACUUUCACUUAUUAUAUUUUUCAUUUUGUAAGGGGAACUUUUUUAUACUGUAUUUGUGAUGAAAAGUAUCUUUUAUAAAGUUUUUAGGCAGAUUUCAGCUGCAGAAAACAAAUAAAUUCCUUGUAAUUGAUAUUUAUUUUACAAAUAAAUAUUACAUGUUUUUUUGUUAUCACGAAAAAAAAUCACAGAA